GCGGGCCAGGCGGCGCGGACUAGCGGGCCAUGGACGAGCCGAGCCUCCUGCGGCGCCGAGGGCUCCAGAAGGAGCUGAGCCUGCCACGCCGGGGACGUGGUCUGUCUCCGAGCAGCCAGAGCCCAUCUUUGCUGAGCCCCAGCAGCCCCUGCAGCCCUUGCAGCCCCUCACUGGGCCUGCAUCCCUGGAGCUGCCGCAGUGGGAACCGCAAAAGCCUGGUGGUGGGAACGCCCUCCCCAACCCUCUCCCGGCCCCUGUCUCCGCUCUCAGUUCCAACAGCAGGCAACAGCCCCCUGGAUAGCCCUCGGAACUUCUCCGCUGCGUCGGCCGUGAACUUCCCCUUUGCCCGAAGGGCUGACGGCAGAAGAUGGUCCCUUGCGUCUCUCCCAUCUUCUGGCUAUGGAACCAACACACCCAGCUCCACCGUCUCGUCGAGCUCAUCCUCCCGGGAGCGCCUCCACCAGCUUCCUUUCCAGCCGACACCGGAUGAACUAUGCUUCCUGUCCAAGCAUUUCCGCAGCUCAGAGAGCGUGGCUGACGAGGAGGGCGGCCACCGCUCACCCCACCUUCGUCCCCGUUCCCGCAGCCUCAGCCCGGGACGUUGUCCCAUCCGCCCUGCCCAGGCCACGGCACAGAUGGAAGGCCGCCUGGAAGAAUUCCUUGCUGCUUUUGCACCCGGCGCCCGGCUGGCCCUGGCCGAUGGCGUCCUGGGCUUCAUCCACCACCAGAUCAUUGAGCUGGCCCGCGACUGCCUGGCCAAGUCUGGAGAGGCCCUCGUCACCUCCCGCUACUUCAUGGAGAUGCAGGAGAAGCUGGAGAGGCUGCUACAAGAUGCCCACGAGCGCUCGGACAGUGAGGAGGUCGGCUUCAUUGUCCAGCUUGUCCGGAAGCUGCUCAUCAUCAUCUCGAGGCCGGCGAGGCUCCUUGAGUGCCUGGAGUUUGACCCUGAGGAGUUUUACCACCUGCUGGAGGCUGCCGAGGGCCAGGCCCGAGAGGGCCAGGGCAUCAAGACGGACCUGCCUCAGUACAUCAUUGGGCAGCUGGGCCUGGCUAAGGACCCCCUCGAGGAAAUGGUGCCUCUGAGUCACCUUGAAGAGGGAGGACAGCCUCCAGCACCUGAGUCCCCGGAGAGCCGUGCCCUGGUCGGCCCAUCGCGGAGGAAGCCGUGUGAGAAUGACUUCGAGACCAUCAAACUCAUUAGCAACGGGGCCUACGGGGCUGUCUACCUGGUGCGGCACCGAGACACACGGCAGCGCUUUGCCAUCAAGAAGAUCAACAAGCAGAACCUGAUUCUGCGCAACCAGAUCCAGCAGGUCUUUGUGGAGCGUGACAUCCUCACCUUUGCCGAGAACCCGUUUGUGGUCAGCAUGUUCUGCUCCUUCGAGACCCGUCGCCACUUGUGUAUGGUCAUGGAGUAUGUGGAAGGUGGUGAUUGUGCUACACUUCUGAAGAACAUGGGCCCACUGCCCGUGGACAUGGCCCGCAUGUACUUCGCCGAGACAGUCCUGGCACUGGAGUACUUGCACAACUACGGCAUAGUGCACCGGGACCUCAAGCCUGACAACCUGCUCAUCACCUCACUUGGCCACAUCAAGCUGACCGACUUCGGCCUGUCCAAGAUUGGGCUCAUGAGCAUGGCCACCAACCUCUAUGAGGGCCACAUCGAGAAGGACACCCGGGAGUUCGUGGACAAGCAGGUGUGCGGGACCCCUGAGUACAUCGCGCCCGAGGUGAUCUUCCGCCAGGGCUACGGGAAGCCGGUGGACUGGUGGGCCAUGGGUGUCGUCCUCUAUGAAUUCCUGGUGGGCUGUGUGCCCUUCUUCGGAGACACCCCCGAGGAACUCUUCGGCCAGGUGGUCAGUGAUGAGAUCAUGUGGCCCGAAGGGGAUGAGGCCCUUCCAGCAGAUGCCCAGGACCUCAUCACCAGGCUGCUCCGACAGAGCCCACUGGACCGUCUGGGCACUGGUGGCACCCACGAGGUAAAACAGCACCCCUUCUUCCGAACACUGGACUGGGCAGGGCUUCUGCGACACAAAGCUGAGUUCGUGCCACAGCUCGAAGCUGAGGAUGACACCAGCUACUUUGACACGCGCUCGGAACGCUACCGCCACCUGGGCUCUGAGGACGAGGAGACCAACGACGAGGAGUCAUCCACGGAGAUCCCCCAGUUCUCGUCAUGUUCCCACCGGUUCAGCAAGGUCUACAGCAGCUCCGAGUUCCUGGCCGCCCAGCCCACGCCAACCUUCGCCGAACGGAGCUUCAGCGAGGACCGGGAGGAAGGGUGGGAGCGUAGCGGCGAGGGCGAGUAUGGCCGCCGCCUGAGCAUGGAUAUUCGCCUGAGGUCCUGGACGUCCUCUGGUACUUCCUGUCCGUCGUCUUCCCAGCCCGAGCGGGGCCCCAGCCCGUCUCUCUUGAGUACUAUUAGCCUGGACACGAUGCCCAAGUUUGCCUUCUCGUCAGAGGAUGAGGGAGCCAGCCCAGCCUCUGCGGGCCCCAAGAGGCCCAUCUUCAUUCUGGGGGAGCCCGAUCCACCCCCAGCAGCCACCCCAGUGAUGCCCAAGCCCUCAAGCCUUUCUGCUGACCCAGCCGCCCUCAGCCACGCACGCCUACGGAGCAACAGCAUCGGUACACGGCACUCGACACCACGGGCCUUGGAUGCUGGCCGAGGCCGCCGCCUUGGGGGCCAAAGAGACCCAGCUCCCGAGAAGUCUCGGGCCUCCCCCAGCGGGGGCCGUGUGCCCAAGUCCGCCUCAGUGUCCGCCCUGUCGCUCAUCAUCACGGCCGAUGAUGGCAGCGGCGGCCCCCUCAUGAGCCCUCUGUCCCCACGCUCACUGUCCUCGAACCCGUCGUCCCGAGACUCCUCUCCAAGCCGAGACCCGUCCCCCGUGUGCGGCAGCCUGCGGCCCCCCAUUGUCAUCCACAGCUCGGGCAAGAAGUACGGCUUCAGCCUGCGGGCCAUCCGCGUCUACAUGGGCGACAGCGAUGUCUAUACCGUGCACCAUGUUGUCUGGAGCGUGGAGGAAGGAAGCCCUGCCCAGGAGGCGGGCCUGCGAGCUGGGGACCUCAUCACCCACAUCAACGGGGAGUCAGUCCUGGGUCUGGUGCACAUGGACGUCGUUGAGCUGCUGCUGAAGAGCGGCAACAAGAUCGCCCUGCGGACCACAGCCCUGGAGAACACCUCCAUCAAGGUGGGCCCCGCCCGGAAGAACGUGGCCAAGGGCCGCAUGGCUCGCAGGAGCAAGCGAAGCCGCCGGCGGGAGACCCAGGACCGGCGGAAGUCGCUCUUCAAGAAGAUCUCAAAACAGUCCUCUGUGCUGCACACCAGCCGGAGCUUCUCCUCCGGCCUCCACCACUCCCUGUCGUCCAGCGAGAGCCUCCCGGGUUCGCCCACCCACAGCCUCUCCCCCAGCCCCACUACGCCUUGCUGCAGCCCAGCUCCCGAGGCCCCCGCAGACACCGCAUCCCCUCCCAGUGCAUCCCCGAGCUCCAGCAGCCCUGCCUCUCCUGCCGCCGCUGGCCACACCCGCCCUAGCUCCCUGCAUGGCCUGGCCGCCAAGCUCGGGCCACCCCGCCCCAAGGCCGGCCGCCGCAAGUCCACCAGCAGCAUCCCGCCCUCCCCACUGGCCUGCCCCCCGGUGCCCGUGCCCCCACCCCGCUCACCCUCGCCCCUCCCCGGGCACCCACCUGCACCCGCCCGGUCUCCACGGUUGCGCCGGGGCCAGUCGGCUGAUAAGCUGGGUUCGGGUGAACGGCUGGAUGGGGAGCUGGGGCGCCGCGGCCGCGGGCCAGACUCGGAGCUGGUAGUCAUGCGGCGGCUACACCUGUCCGAGCGCCGUGACUCCUUCAAGAAGCAGGAGGCCGUGCAGGAGGUGAGCUUCGAUGAGCCACCCGAGGAGGCCGCCGGGCCGCUCACCUCUGUGCCGCAGAUUGCCGUGGAGGGCGCCGAGGCUGUGCCAGGAGCCCUUGGUCCUGCCGGGAAGGACUGAUCCCUCCCACCCGGCCUCCCCCUGGCCUAGAAGUUGGGCUUUUUCGUGUGCAAUGUUUUUUCCGUCAAGCGACUCUUGGAUGGAGCCUGAGCCACCAGACUGUGACACCUGGAAGGCGAGAAGCCAUCUCAGUCCUUACCGGAAAGUAGAGACAGCACCUCCUUCGUGUUCCGGUGCAGAUCAGGGGCCGUACGUGGGGGCAGGAAUGGGGGACAAGGGUGGCAUUGUAAAUAGCAGCAAAUCCCUGCGACUAAUUUAUUACUUUUUAUAAGCGAUAGGUAGACUGAGCCACCACCGUGAAGGUGGCAGCCCGGGUCCUGCCCCUUGCACCUGGGACCCCAUUUGCAGAUGCUGCCCCCUGGGCUGAGAAGGAAGCACUUUGGACAAGUUACGUAUGUUUGUGUUUUCUAGGUUUUCUGUAUGUUUUAGUUUUGUGUGUGUGUUCCUUGAUCCCAUCCUGGCCCAGGACCCACUGACCUGAGGGGAUACAGGCAAGCUUAACCUGUCCGGGCCCAAUGCGGAUAGGACUUGGAGAGUCUGUAAACGAUUCCCCUCCACCACAAAACAAAGCAAUCCCGAUGAGGGGCUGGACGCUGAAAGCUACGUCUCACUGUCAUAGCCUCGAUCCCUAGGCCAGUCUCGCUAGAGUUUGUUUCUAGUCCUGAAGGCUUCAGCCCGGGGGAGGGGGUGUGGGACCUGGGACCUUGAUGGAGGAGCAGAGAGGUCACCCACUCCACAGGGGGACACUGAUGCCCUGGGGUGGGGAGGGAGGCGCAGGCUUCGAAGGGUACUACUGCCAGGGCAGGGGAAGAAUGUCCACCCUGGACAAGAUUUCACGUGCUCAGUGCCCACCAGGGUGAGCCCUUGACCAUGAUGUGUCUGAAACACCCUACGGAGGGUUCCCGCAACGUAUCGCAGCCUUCCUAGAAUGAAAUUCGAGUGAGAAACCCAGCUGGGGGGCAAUGGGGCCCAAGUUUGAAUCUUGGCUUCCUCGUGUGGCUCUGGGAAGAUGGCUUUCCCACUCUGUGCCUCAGUUUCCUCGUGUUUACAAAACUAAUCCCAAUGACUAUUUAUUAAGCAUCCGCCCUAUGCCAGACGCUUUUACUCGUGGCUUCUCCCCCGGCCAGCCUUGAGAAGGCUGCAGGUGGCGGUGUCCUCCCCAUUUUACGGACACGUAACCGAGGCCUGGCGAGGGGUGGAGACGUGUCGCACGAUCACCUGGUAAAAAAAUCACGCAGCCAGGCCCCGUCGUGGGCACUGUCGACAAGGGAGCUUGAACGGAGAGUCUGGUGUCGGAUACAGCAGAUCCACCUCCAGAUCUCUUCCCGGGCUGCUGUGUGACACACACUGGGCGCCUCAGAACCGCCACUUCCUCUGUGGAGGUGGCCCGCCAGAUCCCCGCGCCCCACCUGAUGAGGGCACGUUCCAGGCACGGUAGCCCACUCUGCAUCCCUCCCAGAGACCCUCGCCCAGCACUGGCUGGUGCUGGAGCUAGACCAAGGCUGUGCAUGACUUGUGCCCCCCCACCCCCCUUCCAUCCUGGAGCUGACCGUGAAUAAAAGCCCACGUUUACAAAGAG
Herpailurus yagouaroundi (jaguarundi) is the source of this 5565-nucleotide messenger RNA. It is a transcript of the gene MAST3, whose product is annotated as microtubule associated serine/threonine kinase 3. Gene Ontology annotation, biological process: peptidyl-serine phosphorylation; cytoskeleton organization; intracellular signal transduction. The record is from RefSeq and is a predicted model, not a curated record. The coding region runs from base 30 to 3986 and encodes 1318 amino acids. Gene Ontology annotation, molecular function: magnesium ion binding; protein binding; protein serine/threonine kinase activity. The transcript is spliced from 28 exons. NCBI's taxonomy places the organism in Eukaryota, Metazoa, Chordata, Mammalia, Carnivora, Felidae.